Messenger RNA from Fusarium odoratissimum NRRL 54006, 258 nucleotides. RefSeq lists its product as uncharacterized. Bases 1 to 258 code for a protein of 85 amino acids. Lineage: Eukaryota; Fungi; Ascomycota; Sordariomycetes; Hypocreales; Nectriaceae. The transcript is spliced from 2 exons. The record is from RefSeq and is a predicted model, not a curated record.
AUGAGAAAGAUGCCCCGAUGCAUCUUGCAUGCUGGUCUUCCUUCGCUCAAACAUCCCAACAUUGAACCCGAACACAAGUACAUGUUGUGUUAUAUACGCAGAAACUUGGUUGAGGUGACUAUUUUCUGGCGUGCAGCCGAGGAGGAUCUUGCACCGAAGCUCAAUGAGAAUGAAGAACUCAAGUUGAAGCUGGAGGCUGCCGAGUCAGCCGCCAUCAACCAGCAAGCCUCCAAGUCAACCGAACAACGCCGAGUAUAA